Paramisgurnus dabryanus is the source of this 7416-nucleotide messenger RNA. NCBI's taxonomy places the organism in Eukaryota, Metazoa, Chordata, Actinopteri, Cypriniformes, Cobitidae. The record is from RefSeq and is a predicted model, not a curated record.
CAGACGACAUUUUUAAAGGCGGGUUGCAACUAGAUGGGUUACAAAUGAACUUACCCACCCCAUGCCACAUCACUUCUGAAGACUAACACAGCGCGAUUUUGCUGCAAUCCAGGACAAUGGUGAUGCAUGGCAGCAAUAGCUGGCAACUGUUACAUCUGAUGUGAAACGCCAAGAAAAGCACUUGGACGUGUUGGGCUCAGGAUGUCCAGGCGAUGUGUUUCACAUCUGUGUUUUGACAGCAGGCACCAGUUGCACACUCGCUCCUGUGAUCGGGAUCUCUCCUCUCUGUGUGAUAUCACUGAGUGAUGAUGACAACACUUCAUACAUGUGCGCAACCUGAAAUAAUGCCAUCGGAGGGCUAAACGAGGGGGAAAGGUGUUUUAAAUUCUUAUUACGCGGUGAUUUGGGCUCGGUGUUGACUAUGGUGGAGCUGGAGAAGGAGGUUCUGCCGCUGCCACCGCGGUACCGGUUCCGAGACCUGUUGCUCGGGGACUGGCAGACAGACGACAGAGUGCAGGUAGAGUUCUAUGUGAAUGAAAACACUUUCAAGGAGCGUCUCAAGCUGUUCUUCAUCAAAAACCAAAGAUCCAGUUUAAGAGUGAGACUGUUCAACUUCUUCCUGAAGGUUCUGAGCUGCCUGCUGUACAUCAUACGAGUGCUUCUGGACGACCCGCGAGAGGAGAGAGAUUGUCCUGGCUGUCUCAGACAGAACGCCUCUGCCCACAACAGAAGCCAUUUUGACUGGUCCCUCAUUAUUUGGGUGAACAGACCUCUCCCACUCUGGGCUCUUCAGGUGCUUGUUGCAUUCAUCAGUUUUUCAGAGACCAUGUUGCUGGUGUACCUCAGCUACAAGGGCAACCUUUGGGAGCAAGUGUUGCGCAUUCCGUUUAUUCUGGAGAUGAUCAGCGCAGUUCCGUUCGUGAUCACUGUGAUUUUGCCCUCCCUCAGAAACAUAUUCAUCCCUGUGUUCUUAAACUGCUGGUUGGCCAAACACGCUCUCGAGAACAUGAUUAAUGACCUGCACAGAGCGAUCCAGCGCACACAUUCAGCCAUGUUCAACCAGGUCCUCAUCCUCAUCAGCACGCUACUUUGCCUCAUCUUCACCUGUAUUUGUGGCAUUCAGCACUUGGAGCGAGCAGGAAAUAAUCUGACUCUCUUCGACUCGCUGUAUUUCUGUGUAGUGACCUUCUCUACGGUGGGCUUUGGUGAUGUCACACCUCAGAUCUGGCCAUCUCAGCUACUGGUGGUCAUUAUGAUCUGUGUGGCUCUUAUAGUUCUGCCAAUUCAGUUUGAGCAGUUAGCUUUCUUGUGGAUGGAGCGGCAGAAGUCUGGAGGCAACUACAGCCGCUACCGAGCACAGACAGAGAAACAUGUGGUGCUGUGUGUUAGCUGCCUGAAGAUAGACCUUCUUAUGGACUUCCUCAAUGAGUUCUUCGCUCAUCCCAGACUGCAGGAUUACUAUGUGGUGAUAUUAUGUCCUGCUGAGAUGGACGUCCAGGUACGGAGAGUCCUCCAUAUCCCGCUGUGGGCUCAGAGAGUCAUCUACCUGCAGGGAUCUGCUCUUAAAGAUCAGGAUCUCAUGAGGGCAAAGAUGGAUGAUGCUGAGGCAUGUUUUAUCCUGAGCAACCGGUUCGAAGUGGACCGCUUUGCGGCUGAUCAUCAGACCAUUCUUAGAGCCUGGGCUGUGAAGGAUUUUGCCCCGAACUGCCCUCUGUACGUGCAGAUCCUCAAACCUGAGAAUAAGUUCCACAUCAAGUUUGCAGACCAUGUGGUUUGCGAGGAGGAGUUUAAGUACGCCAUGUUGGCCCUGAACUGUGUAUGCCCUGCCACUUCCACCCUGAUCACCUUAUUGAUUCAUUCAUCUCGAGGACAAACAGCAUCUUCAGAGGCCUUCAGGCAGCGAGCCGGUGCCUUCCAACAGCUCAACAGGGAGGGUGUUGCUGGCUCGGCCGACCAUUGGCAACGCACCUACAGACGCUGUGCAGCCAAUGAGGUACAUCACAUCCGGCUGGAGGAGAGCAAGUUCUUUGGGGAAUAUCAGGGAAAGAGUUUCACCUUUGCCUCAUUUCACGCACAUAAGAAAUACGGAGUGUGUCUAAUCGGAGUGCGCAGAAUGGACACAGCGAACAUCCUCUUGAACCCUGGUCCCUGUCACAUCAUGGGAGCUUCAGACACCUGUUUCUACAUUAACAUCUCUAAAGAGGAGAACUCAGCGUUUGUCAGGGGCCACAGGGAGCCUGUGAGAGGACCCGGGGUCGACUCCAGAGGAGUCCCUCAGACUAUCUAUCAUGGCCUUACUCGUCUACCAGUACACAGCAUUAUAGCCAGCAUGGGCACGGUAGCCAUAGACCUGCAGGACUCCAGUGACAGCAGUCCGGAGGGGACCGGCCCGGCUGUUUUGGGCAGCGGUCAUCUGAGCAGAAGCGGCUCCAGGGCAGACGUUAUGGGCUGUAACACUCUAGCGUUGCCCGCCGUGAGCGCCUCAGGAGAGGAGAGGAGACACAGCAUUGCCCCGGUCCUGGAGGUGGUGGACGGGGUGCACAGUCCCACAUUCGACCUGCUGGGAGACCAGUCAGAGGACGAGGGAGGAGACGAUGGGAAAGAGGACGAGGGAGGGGAACAGAAGGGCCAGUGGUGGGGCGCUCACUGCGAAUGGGUGAAAGGUUACCCACUGAACUCUCCGUACAUCGGCAGCUCUCCUGCACUUUGCCACCUCCUGCAAGAGAAAAUGCCAUUUUGCUGUCUGCGUCUGGAUAAGGCUUGUCAUCAUAUGCCCUACGAGGAUGCCCGUUCGUACGGCUUCAAAAACAAACUCAUCAUCGUGUCGGCGGAAAGCGCUGGAAACGGCCUGUAUAACUUCAUUGUUCCACUGAGGGCUUAUUACCGGCCCAGGAAAGAGCUUAACCCCAUCGUUCUGCUACUGGAGAACGUACCGGAGGCUGACUUCCUAGAAGCCAUCUGCUGGUUUCCUAUGGUCUUCUACACUGUGGGCUCCAUUGACAAUUUAGACAGUCUUCUACGUUGUGGUGUGACGUUUGCUGACACCAUGGUGGUGGUGGACAAAGAGAGCUCCAUGAUCGCAGAAGAGGAUUACAUGGCCGAUGCCAAGACCAUUGUGAAUGUUCAGACACUUUUUAGGCUUUUUCCAGCUCUCAGUAUUAUAACAGAACUGACCCACCCUGCCAACAUGCGCUUCAUGCAGUUUAAAGUGAAAGACCACUACUCCCUGGCUCUCUCAAAACUGGAGAAGAAAGAGAGAGAGAGAGGCUCCAACCUGGUCUUCAUGUUCAGAUUGCCAUUUGCAGCAGGGAAGGUGUUUAGUGUCAGUAUGCUGGACACUCUGCUGUAUCAGUCCUUCGUAAAAGACUACAUGAUCUCCAUCACCAGGCUGCUGCUAGGUCUGGACUCGAUGCCUGGAUCUGGCUUUCUGUGUGCUAUGAAGAUCACGGAGGAGGACUUGUGGAUCCGUACUUACGGUCGUCUCUACCAGAAGCUGUGCUCCUCAACAGGAGACAUUCCCAUUGGGAUCUACCGAACUGAAGCUCACAAACUCCCCGUCUCAGAGUCUCAGGUGUCUAUCACGGUGGAGGACUACGAGGAUACGCGAGAGCCCCGGGAGCCUCUGCUUUGCCGCUCCGGUCCUCACCGUAACUCAACCUCAUCCGAACCGCCCUCAUCCUCACAAGCCAUGGACCACCCUCUCCUGAGGAGGAAGAGCAUGCAGUGGGCACGGCGAUUGAGUCGCAAGGGUGGGAGGAGCUCCAGUGGAACCAAGGGUGUGGGGAGCGCCGCCGAGCGCAUCAGCCAGCAGAGACUCAACCUUUUCCGGCGCUCGGAGAGACAGGAGCUCAAUGCUCUGGUCCGCACCCGCAUGAAGCACUUGGGUCUCUCGCCGUCUGGAUUUAAUGGUAUGACAGAUCAGGGCAACAGACUCUCUUAUAUCCUCAUCAAUCCCUCCCCUGACACACGCCUUGAACUUCAUGAUGUCGUGUAUCUGAUCAGACCAGAUUUACUGUCAGCGGUGCCUAACCAGGCCAGUGGGCGCAAGCCAAGCGCAGGCCCAGCGGAGGGACACAGAUUUGACACACAGGACAGCACUCAUUUAUGAAUACAAUCACCACCAAAAUCACAGUGUGGAGGUUAAAUAUAAGCUGUGUGUGCAUGUGCACGACUGAAAGAGGUGGAACGUGAUGGAUUGGAUGGAAUGUAGAAAACAACAGCAUGUGGAAAUUUUGGAAAACAACAUAGGAACUCUGGGAACUGAAUCUACAGUGUAAAAAGUGAUCUGGCUUUUAUAGUUGCCUUCACUCAUCACUCACCAAAGUCAAACUGAAUGUUACAUAGUCAGUACUGAAAUUGUCGUGAGCACAUGAUUUCACAUUUCAAAAAACGAAUAUAUGUUUUGCAUACAGAAAUUGUCUAUUGUGAAUCUUUUUGUUUGUUUGUUUUGUGAAUUAAAUGGAUAGUUCACCCAAAAAUGAAAAAUGAUUUGUGUUUCAUCUUACCCUUAUUUAACAAAAUAUUUUCUUUUGAGUUUAACAGCAGACAAAAUCUCUUGAACAACAUGCGGUUGAGAAAAUGAUGACUUAAUUUUUGGAUGAACUAUCCCUUUAAGCAUUUUUCUCCCAAUGUGUCUUUAGAUUCAUUAUUGUAAAAUAGAUUUUUUUCACAUGUUAGUGGAUUUGUUUCAUCAUAAUAAGUCAUCCUAAAAAUGCAUUUAUAAGUAACAAUGCUCAAAGGACUUUACUACAGCAAUUCAUUCUCUAUGUGAUCCCCAGCUUUAAUUUGAGCCAACAUACAUCAUUAUUAAUAAUCAAAGGUUUUUGUUCAGACAUAGCUUGGUACAGUUGGCCGGUGUCAUGUUCCUGUCUUUCUCUCUCUGCUUUUCUGUCUACUGACCUGAUCUUUUAUUUAAAAAAAUAUAAAACAAUACAUUUAAAGAAGAAACUGAUGCAUUCUGAAGAGGUGGCUGGUGACUUUAUUUUCUGAGGGCGCACAAUUACAACAUGCAUUUAGCCCGUUAUGUGUGUGGCUCGUCAUAUCAAAAUAUGUGUUUGGCGCGUCGUGUCCACUUAUGUGCACAACGCGUCAUGUCAAAAUACGUGCCUGCUGCAGACGCUUCAAAGGGGUUUAUGAUAAAAGAGACGCACUCCAAACACAUGACGAGCCACACACGACACUCCGAACACAUAUUUUGACAUGACGAGCACGCACGUGACACUCCAAACACAUAUUUUGACAUGAUGAGCCACACACGACGCACCAAACGCAUAUUUUGACAUGACGAGCACGCACGUGACACUUCAAACACAUAUUUUGACAUGAUGAGCCACACACGACGCACCAAACGCAUAUUUUGACAUGACGAGCACGCACGUGACACUUCAAACACAUAUUUUGACAUGAUGAGCCACACACGACGCGCCAAACGCAUAUUUUGACAUGACGAGCACGCACGUGACACUUCAAACAAAUAUUUUGACAUGAUGAGCCACACACGACGCACCAAACGCAUAUUUUGACAUGACGAGCACGCACGUGACACUUCAAACACAUAUUUUGACAUGAUGAGCCACACACGACGCACCGAACACAUAUUUUGACAUGACGAGCCACACACGACACACAGAACACAUAUUAUGACUUGACGAGCAACACACGACUCUACAAACACAUAUUUUGACAUGACGAGCCACACACGACACUCCAAACACAUAUUUUGACAUGACGAGCCCCACACGACACACCAAACACAUAUUUUGACAUGACGAGCCCCACACAACACACCAAACACAUAUUUUGACAUGACAAGCCACACACAUGACGCACCGAACACAUAUUUUGACAUGACGAGGCAAACACGACACACCAAACACAUAUUUUGACAUGAUGAGCCACACACAUGUCACCGACCACAUAUUUUGACAUGCCGAGCCACACACGACACAUCAAGCACAUUUUGACAUGACGUGCCACACACAUGACGCACCGAACACAUAUUUUGACAUGACAAGCCACACACGACACACCAAACACAUAUUUUGACAUGACGAGCCACACACAUCACACCGAACACAUAUUUUGACAUGACGAGCCACACACGACACACCAAACACAUAUUUUGACAUGACGAGCCACACACAUGCACCGAACAGAUAUUUUGAAAUGCAGCAUUUUUGUCAAAUCAAUAUAUAUAUAUAUUAUGUUACUUUAAUUAAUAAAAACUAGUUGAAAUUGUUUAACUUAUUUUUAUAAGUUAUGUCAACUUAUCACAGGUCAAAACUUAAAAUAGUAGGUUGAGUUGACUUUGUUUGUUUUACCUUUAUGUUGCAUUUUUGAGUGCAGGGAAUACACAUACUGAUAAAAUAUAUAUAUCAUAAUUCACUCUUAAGUUGCUUUCGAGAAAAGCGUCUGCCAAAUGCGUAAAUGUAAAAUGUCAAAGUGUCUGUUAAAUGUAAAGAAAAUGGAAACAACUGAAAUAUGUGAAAAUACUUUCAUUUGUUGUUUUGAUUAACAAACAUUUGUCAUCAUUUUCACAACUAACAAUAACAAUAACUUUCUUAAAUUUCACAAAUGAAAAUAGAUUUAUAAUAAAAAGCUCAAUUUGGUUGUUUAAAAAGUUUAAGCAUUAAAUCACUUUUUACAGUGUGGUCUUAUCCUUAUUUUCUUACUAGAGGACUUUCCAAUGCAUGGAUUUUUUCCAUUUAAUUUUUGCAUCAAAUUAUUUUCAAUGUAAGAGAACCGAGGCCACACAAGUGCAUUUAAAUAAGUUGUUUGUAUUAGUCUCUGUGCAUGUGAAUGUAUAUGAAAUAGCCACAGCAAUGCCGUUCUUGGAGCGUCAAAGGAACACAUUGCCAAGUGUACUUUGAAAGGAUACAGGAUGUUCACUGCUGUCAUGUGUUUCAAUGUUUGUCAACAGCUUGAGAUCUCGGGAAGGAUUUUUCAGAUGGUCUAAAUGCAAUCUGAGAAGAGGUGGUCGUACGGUCAUGAACGGUUUUUAAUACUAUUUAUCAUUUCCUCAGCUUUUCUAAACUUGCAUACUAUAUUGUUUGAAUUAAGGCAUCCAAAAAGGAGCUUAUUUAAUGGACCAAACAAAUUUACAAUAAUGUGUUUUCUUUCUUUUAUUUAUUUUUGAGGACACUUUAGGAACAAGCAUUUUGUGUUCAAAAUUUCCAAAUUGUCUCUUUGAACAAAACUGGAUUAUUUCUGUAUGUGUUUGAUGUUUGCAUUGAUAAGAUCUGUUCAGCUACUGUUUCGUGGGUUUCUUUGUUUUGAUUUUACCAAGGCUGUUUUUGUAAUUUGGUCAGGUUAAUAUCCUGUUGCUGGCAUGCAUGCUACAGAUCACGCAUGCAUAGCCCAAGGAUUUGUUUGUCCUGCUAUAAAUAACAGGAAUGAAUGUACCAUCCCCUUGCUCUG